Neomonachus schauinslandi (Hawaiian monk seal) is the source of this 1407-nucleotide messenger RNA. It is a transcript of the gene NRM, whose product is annotated as nurim. Bases 6 to 794 code for a protein of 262 amino acids. Lineage: Eukaryota; Metazoa; Chordata; Mammalia; Carnivora; Phocidae. The record is from RefSeq and is a predicted model, not a curated record. The transcript has 4 exons. Gene Ontology annotation, cellular component: nuclear membrane.
UCGCCAUGGCCCCAGCUCUGCUCCUGAUCCCUGCUGCCCUCGCCUCUUUCAUCCUGGCCUUUGGCACCGGAGUGGAGUUCGUGCGCUUUACCUCUCUUCGGCCACUUCUUGGAGGGAUCCCGGAGCCUCGUGGUCCGGAUGCCCGCCAGGGAUGGCUGGCUGCCGUGCAGGACCGCAGCAUCCUUGUCCCCCUGGCUUGGGAUCUGGGUCUCCUCCUACUAUUUGUGGGGCAGCACAGCCUCAUGGCAACUGACACAGUGAAGGUGUGGAUGUCUCGAUAUUUUGGGGUCCUUCAGAGGUCACUGUAUGUCGCAUGCACUGCCCUGGCCUUGCAGUUGGUGAUGCGGUACUGGGAACCUGUACCCAGAGGCCCUGUGUUGUGGGAGGCUCGGGCUGAACCAUGGGCCACCUGGGUGCCCCUGCUCUGCUUUGUGCUCCACGUCAUAUCCUGGCUCCUCAUCUUCAGCAUCCUUCUCGUCUUUGACUACGCCGAGCUCAUGGGCCUCAAGCAGGUGUACUACCAUGUGCUGGGGCUGGGUGAGCCUCUGGCCCUGAAGUCUCCCCGGGCUCUGAGACUCUUCUCCCACUUGCGCCACCCAGUGUGUGUGGAGCUGCUGACGGUGCUGUGGGUGGUGCCCACCCUGGGCAUUGACCGCCUCCUCCUUGCUCUCCUCCUUACCCUCUAUCUGGGCCUGGCUCACGGACUUGACCAGCAAGACCUCCGCUACCUCCGGGCCCAGUUACAAAGAAAACUCCACCUGCUCUCCCGGCCCCAGGAAGGUGAGGCCGAGUGAGGAGCUAACCUGGUUCCGAGCCCUGCACUUCCUCUCCUUUAACAUCCAGGCCCUGGCUGCUUCAGACCAGAGGCCCAAAUCUGUGGACUGAAGGGGCUAUCCCUUCCCCUGCUUGAGCCUCCACUCCUUGGGCCCAGCUCCAUACCCUAAAUUCUGAGUUUCAACCACUGGACUCCAACAUCUACUUCUCACCAGCCAGGAAGAGGGGGUGGGGAACUUAUCUGUCUCCUCAGUUAGGGCUUGACUCCUCCACCCCCCACCUUAAGAACCUCUUAUAAGGGAGAAGGGUGGGCCUGACCACUUCCCUCCCACUGUUCUGCACCUCAGGGAUCCCCUUCUCCUCCUCUGGCUUCCCUUUCUAGGAGUGUAGUACUAGGGUCUGCAGGUUUGAUGGUAAUGCCUGCCCUUCCAGGCUCCAAGUGCCAGCCCCCUGGCUAGCCUUGCCAUCUCCUUAGGCCCUGGCCCUGGGCUCUGUCCUCUAACCUAGUUGAGAGGAUCCUCCCACUCUUCAUUUUGGGUGACUAAGAGCUCUCUGCUGUCCUGAGGAACACGCACAGCAGAAAAAUAAAAUUCAGCCUGUUUUUUCUACAUAUGAUAUGCAGUCUAUCAGUGU